Molecule: messenger RNA, 579 nt
Organism: Cucurbita maxima (winter squash)
Lineage: Eukaryota; Viridiplantae; Streptophyta; Magnoliopsida; Cucurbitales; Cucurbitaceae
Product: SKP1-like protein 1A
Exons: 3
Coding region: 1-579 (192 amino acids)
Biological process (GO): SCF-dependent proteasomal ubiquitin-dependent protein catabolic process
Cellular component (GO): nucleus; cytoplasm
Molecular function (GO): cullin family protein binding
Source: RefSeq, a predicted model, not a curated record
AUGUCUUCAUCCAAGAUCGUUCUCAGGAGUUUCGACGGCGAAACCUUCCACAUCGAUGAAGCGGUGGCUCUCGAGUCUCCGACCAUCAAGCACAUGAUCGAGGACGAUUGCGCCGAUACGGUCAUCCCUGUGCCCAAUGUCACCAGUUCCAUUCUCACUAAGGUGAUUGAGUUCUGCAAGAAGCAUGUCGAGGCCGAUGCUAAGGAUUCUAAAGCCCUCGAUGAUACUCUCAAAGCCUGGGACGCUGAAUUCGUCGAGGUUAAUCAGAAUAUCCUCUUUGAUCUCAUCUUAAAGAAAAUUGGCUUCAUUGAUGGCACAAUUGAGGAACCGCCCCAAGAUGCAAAUUCGACCGAAUUCGAACUCUGGAAUCAGUGCAACACUUCACAAACUUCGACAUUAGCUCCUUCGACUCCUGUUGUUUCACUUCAUGAUCCAUCCUACUUAAGCAUCCAUCCUCCACCUUCCAUUCCUCCUUCACCUCUUAUCCCUUCACCUACUACUUUGUCGUCUCCUCCACCUUCUCUAGAUUUCCCUACUGAUUCCAAUCCUAUCCCGCCUGAUACAUCAACUUCACUCUGA